UUGCUGGGUGUAGUGCCGCUCGUCCUCACCAUCCCCAACAUUGCUGCAGUCACAUCCCCUCGCUACUCCAAGAUGGAGGAGCGCGCGACCGGUGAGAGCAACAAGGACAAGAAGUACGUUCUCUACACGGUGGUGGGCGACGACAGGCCACGUGCCUCUCCUGCCGCCCUUUUAACUCGAGUAUUGUUGUCAUGCCUUCUGGUGGUGGCACUGGCCGUGGUGCCCUACGUGUCCCUGCGCCUCGCACAAGCUAACAGCCGUACGCUAGUCGUCUUCCAGCCUGUGCCUAUCCACAACAGGAGCGCAGUCCACCGCUUGCAGUCCUCACCCACCAAAGAGGUUCAACUCAUGCAGGUAGCCGACCUGAAGCUUGAAAAUGCCACACUAGCUUCUGAAAACGACACUUCUGCGUCCACGGAGUUUACUAAAUUUCCAAUAGUAGUUACUAAUGCGACGAUAGUCGCUUUCCUCCAGCAGAACUCAACCACCUCUGCAUCGACUAACUCGACUUCUCUGGAAAUGAACGGCACUGGGCAAGCUGACGAAUUAAAUUUUACGUCUCCUAUUCCCGAAACAACCCUUGGAGAACUGCUGACCACGCUCGUGUCGUCAACUGAAACGACAGAAACGUUGACAAAGGUAAGCCAGGACCUUUUUGAUGAAUGCGAAAAUGAUUCCAUCUCAACUUCGCCAUCCUCGUCAACCGCGUCCUCAGCUGCAACAACGGAGGUUGCGGAGAAUACAACUUCAAUCGCUCUUUCAUCUACCCAUCAAGAAAAAUCUUCAACCAUAUACACUCUGCCCCCAUCAACUGUAAGCACCGAGUCUUCAGCAGGCAUUACUGUCACUGUUGCAACCAACAUCAGUGAGGGAAGUGAGCCUAUCAAAACGUCGACUGUAAUGAGUAAACUUCUACGUGACGAUGAAGCGCUACAUCAGAAGUUAGCUUACGUGGCCUCUUCGGCAUCUGGAAAUCACGUGGGGGGCAUUUGUGUUUUCAAAGUCGGUAACAACGUUACUGACUGGUCAUAUUUCUACGAAAAUAUCCCUAUUGAGCUUCAGAGUGAUCACGCUAAUGGUGAUCACGAGCUGCGCGCCACUCUCGCCGCCAUACGUGCCUGGUCCUCGCGCUGGCAUGAUGCCCACGUGGUCAUACGGUCACCACACUCUGCCAUCAAGGAAUCAGAGCUGCCCCUUCGUCAGCGCAUCAUGGAUGAUAUCGAAUCUCGAUCAGCAGGAGUUUUUACCUACGAAUUGGAAUGGAGGCUCGCACAAAGUGACGCUCUUGUCAAAAUCUCCAGCAGCCUUGCCCAUCUCCACCAGGACUAUAAAUUCUGGUUCCAGGACUUUCAGAAUCGCGUUAACGAUAUGCUUGGAGUACAGCAAUGGGACAUCGUAUCCAUCGAAAAGCAUAUCAAAAUACCGCAAAAAGCCUUCUUUGAUGACGAAAACUUAGAUACCGACUCUAAACCAAACAUAGUGCCUUCAAAAAUUAGUAAUGCCACAGUAACUGAAAUUUCGGAAGCGUCCGGAUCGCCUACUCGUCAUCCAUUAUCCCACAAACUCGUCUACAUGGCAACUGCGGCAUCUGGUAACCAUGUUGGUGGAUUCUGUGUAUGGAAAUAUGAUAAGAACGUGACAGACUGGUCGUAUUUUUACGAUAACGUGCCCGUCGAGCUUCAAAGUAGCCACGAUUCAGAGGAUCACGAGGUGCGAGCAGCGCUCGCCGGUGUGCGCGUAUGGGCAGAUCGUUGGACCGAUGCCCACGUCAGUCUUCGUUCUCAAAGGUCGCCCCUUCUGCGCUCGCACACCGCCACUUUCUUCUUGCAAACUUUGGAUGCUCGCUCGACUUCGCAAUUCUCAUAUGACUUGGAGUGGCAGCUGCGUAAAUCGGAAGAUCUGAUGCGUGUAGCGUAUAGUCUUUCUCGUCUCUACCGCAACUUUGGUCAUUGGUUCACUGCUUUCAAAGUGAGCGUCGAUGCUGUCGUCGGUCCUCAAGAUUGGAAUAUUGCUGCCAAAGCCAAAAGAGUUCAUCUCAAUGAUGAACAUUUCUUUGUAGAUCCUGUUUUUCCUGAGGCCCAACCUUCAGAGAUGACCAAAAUCGAGUAGUAUAUUCAUUCUGUGAAACUGCAAAAUAUGAUCUCAUGGUCGUUUUUUCGGUCCAGAUUGAAUGUUCUAAGCAUUUAUUGAUAUGCUCUUGGUGCUGACUCCAGAGCAAUGUUAAUUGUGAUGUCAUAUUCUGCAAGAGCGAUAUGCAUGUUUGGAAAGCAUUGGAUAUGUUUCAUUAUGUGUUCAUAAAGCUAAUAAAGCUAAGGCUAAUAAUGGCUUAGAGUCUAGAAUUCUGCACAAGUUUAUGCAUCAGUCGCAAAACUUUAACAACUUUUUACUUUCCGCUUCGGGAAGAGAAGGUUCUGACCCAUUCGAUGACAUUUAUACAGCAAAAUUGGACCCCAGUGAUUAUUAUUAGAAGUCCUGUCAAACAUCGCUACUGGCAGCACUAACAAAUAUCGGAUCUCACUUUAUUAAGGGUAUUGCAAGAUAUCGAUGGUAUCGAUAUGCUUUAAGUAGGAAGUGUAAUUGUAGCGCUAGAAGUGCACUUAAAAAUUUACGUCCAAUAAUUCUAAUUUACCCGGACACAUGAGAUCGUUACAUACUGUGAUGUGGGUUGCUAUUAUUUAAUCGUUAUUAUUACCGCCUUUAAUUUUACAAUGAAUGUGGAGAGGCCAUCGUGUUCUCAAUUGUCCGAGGAGUCUGGGAUUAUACAUAUGUAAUUGUGUACGCUGCUCGUAAAUCAAAUUUCGUCUGGUAAAAAGUUAUGUCUGUUAAAAUUAAUAAGAAUGAUGUUUCUGGUGAUGUUCCACAAAAAUUACAACUUACCAGUAUUGAUAUUGUAUAAGGCACGUAACAACAUGCAAUUAUGUAGAAAAAUGUAUGAAGUAUUAGCUGUAUGAUUUGUAUGAUUUUGUGUUAAUGUGUUGAAGAUUCAGAGAGGCUGGUGUGCUGAUCCUGUUCAGGUGUUUGAGUCUCGCCUUCAUCGUAGCUCAUUCUAAUUUCGUGUUUGCUACAAUAUAAUUUUUUAAUCUUGGAUGUAUGGGACAAUUCAAGUUCUUGCAAAUAAGUGGAAGCAUCAAAACGGCUUUGGAAUGCUCUGCUGCUCUAUAACUUUGUGCCUCCUUAUAGGUUAUCUAGUAAUUCACUUAUCCCUGAUUCAAAUUAAAAAUACCUCGUCUGUGUUCUUAAGAAUGCGUGUGUUUCAUGUUUUCGACGUGAAACUAGUGUCGUUUAUGUGUUUUAAAUUUGAAUUAUAAAGUAGAAUUUAAAAUUCUACAUUUUACUGAAAUUCUAAUGGGGCUUCUUGCCGUCAGUAGGGUAAAUAUUUCACUAUUUCACCGAAACUUACGUUGAAAAAAAAAACUUCUGAGGAAGCUCGUUCCUCAUUUUGAGCUAGACGCCGUCGUGUGCGUAGCUCAUCUGAAACGCUGAGCUGGUGUAGUCGGUAUUGCAAAUUAACAUUCAACAUGCACAAUAUUUGGACAAAAUAUAGGACAUCUUUUUAAUUUAGAGUCUUCGUCCUUUACAGGCUUAAAUUUCUCGGUAUAAUUCACCUUGAUAAGAUACUCGAUUACUCUAUACCUGCUUUACUCGACAAGUACGAAGAGCGACCGGAAAAGGGAACUACAAGUGUGGUGGGCGAAGUUUAGGUAGUACCACAUUCUCCGUGUAUGUGCAUAUGCUCCUGACAUUCAUCAGCUAGUGUGCCAAGCAUUGCUCCCCUAUAAGGCCGCAUACCAUAAUCACAAAUUUAUUGGUGAUUCUUCUUUUGCGCGCUUGUCGUUUUUGGAUGGAAUAGAAUAGAAGUGUCGGCCCAUGGCCUGUUGUUGA
Messenger RNA from Hyalella azteca, 3882 nucleotides. RefSeq lists its product as uncharacterized. The transcript has 2 exons. The record is from RefSeq and is a predicted model, not a curated record. The coding region runs from base 73 to 2109 and encodes 678 amino acids. NCBI's taxonomy places the organism in Eukaryota, Metazoa, Arthropoda, Malacostraca, Amphipoda, Hyalellidae.